This is a messenger RNA of Neurospora tetraspora, 1120 nucleotides long. RefSeq lists its product as uncharacterized. Lineage: Eukaryota; Fungi; Ascomycota; Sordariomycetes; Sordariales; Sordariaceae. The record is from RefSeq and is a predicted model, not a curated record. Bases 160 to 981 code for a protein of 273 amino acids. Gene Ontology annotation, biological process: regulation of DNA-templated transcription. Gene Ontology annotation, molecular function: DNA-binding transcription factor activity, RNA polymerase II-specific; zinc ion binding. The transcript is spliced from 6 exons.
AGGGCCAGGGGGUUAUGGCUGGAAUGCCCCGGACCGUCGCGUCCCUUUCUUCCCUCUCCACCUCUCAACGCCAGGUCCUAAAUAGCAGCCCUUUUCCAUCGGUCCGCUUCGGAUCCAGCUAAUAGUGUCGAUCCUGCAUGGAAGUAAUGAUGAUCCAAGAUGGCCAUGGAGAACGACACCAGUAGCGGGCCAUCCAGGAAGCGGCUCAGAACGUCCCACGCAUGUGACCUGUGCCGGUCCAGAAAAAUAAGAUGUGACGGUAAUACGCCAUGUGCGGCUUGUUUCGCAACUGAAAACGACUGCACUUAUGGAUCAGAAGCCAACUCCUGGCAUAUACACCACAGGAGGGGAAAGAGCGAUCUCAUUCUAGAAGGAGUGUUGCGUCUUGAAAAGUAUCUUCACGAGUUGAAUGCAAACAUUGCAGCAUCGCCACACUUGGUUAACCGCAGUUCUUCUCAUCCUGUACUGUCACCCGCGGUCGGCUCAUCAGUUGGGAGAGGGAGCUUCUCCGGCGGCUCCUUAACUGACCUGCGAAUUACGCCUCGCCUUACCCUCUGCCCACAUCCGGACGAACUAGACAACGUCAACAACCUGGAGAAUGCGGUUCUAGAGUCACGGCGCACUUCUACAACGGAGUCAAUUCUGCAAUGGCCCCAUUUCGAUGUCUUUCCCAGUCUUCGCAAUGACUACACUUCCAUCUUUCACCUUGAGCAGUCUCGUCCUCGCAUCAGAACGAAGACAGCAUACAUCCAUCCGUAUAUGACAGAAGAAGAAGUCGACAGCAUUUUGGGCGCCUUCGAGCAUGCCGUCAACUUCUGGUAUCCUACAACGUCACGCGAUCAGCUGCAGGACGCUCGGACGAUGAUCACGAACGGAAACUUUGACGAUGACGAUGGGCUCCGCGUCUGCCUUGCUUUACUCACUAUGGCACUGGGUUGUGCAAGCAAGGUGACGGCGGGCUUGAUGGAAGGCCCUCCCUGAGAGUGAACAGAGACGCAGAGCAAUCUAUCGUGCAACAGGGGAUAUGUACUUCGAGAGUGCGCUCAAGAAGCUCUACGUUGCCCACAUGGAUGUCAACUCCAUCGCCACACAAUGUUUUUUCUUCGUUGCCCUUUACUUC